Molecule: messenger RNA, 8609 nt
Organism: Naegleria gruberi
Lineage: Eukaryota; Heterolobosea; Eutetramitea; Acrasida; Naegleriidae
Exons: 1
Coding region: 1-8484 (2827 amino acids)
Biological process (GO): calcium ion transmembrane transport
Cellular component (GO): membrane
Molecular function (GO): calcium channel activity
Source: RefSeq, a predicted model, not a curated record
AUGAAUCAGUCGGCCAAAGUUACAAAAACUGCAACAGCUGCCGUUAGCACAACAAAUGCUGCCAAUGCUUCUACUACCACGGUCAAUCUUGCCAACAGCUCUAUUGCCAUGACAAUAUCAUCAAGUGCAAACAUGAGUGGAAUUUUAACAUCAAAAAGCACCAAUGACAUGAAUACCAGUAGUGGACAAUUAGCCGUAAAUAACGAAGAAGGAGCUGUUUCCACAAGUGCAGCCACUCGAACACAAUAUGUUCAAGCUCCUUCUGUAAAAACUUUCAUCAAAUCUCAUCAAUAUCAUUUUCUAGAUUUGACUGAGGAACAAAGAGCUCAAAUUGAAGAAUUGGAAAGAAAAAUGGAAAGAGAAAAACAACAAAACAAUAUUGAAUAUGAAAGAAAUAUUGGUAAAGAAAUAUUAUAUGGUCAACCAAUCCAACUCAUGCAUUUGAAAACUAAGAAAUACUUGUGUGUAAAUCCAAGAGAAAAAGCAGAAAAGCAAAAAGAUUGUCUCAAGCUAACACUUGUUUCAGAAGAAGCUAUAGAUUCGACAUCUCAUGUUAUUGUAUUACCUUAUUACAAAUUCAGAUCGGAGGGUGAUGCUGUAAAAUUGAGUGAUCAAGUCAGAUUUUUUAACAGGAAGAGUAACACCUUCCUUCAUUUGGGUCAAUUUACUUACUCAACGGUUUUGUCCUCGAAUAAUCAACUCAUCUCAACAUCAACUCAGGUUUCCCUUGAUGAAGAUGACAGAAGAGAAAUCAACAUGAUACCAGGUACAACAUUUACCUCAUCUUUUUCAUAUACCAAUUGGAGAAUUCGUCUAUUUUCUCCCUAUUUAAGUAUUCAUUCAGGUAACAUGUUAAAGGCUGGUGAUGUUAUUAGGCUUUUCCAUACAGAAUUGAAUAGUUUUUUAUCGGUCAACUCUAAAACUGGUAGAGUAGAAUGUGUUGGCAGUGCCAACAAGACCUCUUCCUCAACAGCCGAUAAGGCUCUUCUCCCAAUCAAAUCCAACAAAAAGUCAACAGAUGACGAUACGAGCCAAUCAAAGAAUGAUAAAAUGUACGCAUUCACAGAUAGUUUGUGGGAAGUAGAAAUGGUUGACCCUACUAGAGGUGGUGCCUUGAUGUGGAAUAAGAAGUAUAGAUUUAAACAUGUUUCCAGUGGAAAAUAUCUGUAUGCCUCAAAGGAUAGUCAUUUUGUAGAGGAGAAUGAAGAUAUUUUUGAUGAUUUCUCCAGUGAUUCAGAUGAUGAAUUUGGAAUUACAAAUUCCUUCUUCUCUAAACUUUCCAGAAGAACUACAGCCAACACUGAAGACUUUGAUAGAUCAUCUGUUGCCAGUGCAUCCCAAGUCAAUAUUUCAGUAUUCAAUGAGAGUAGUAUUUCACUUUCAUCAACAACAUCAUCUCCAGGUAAUUCAGCAACAGAUCAAUAUUGGAAAUUGUUGAAGCGAAAGCUAUUGGCUGCUGUAAAGAAGGAGCAAAUUGGUGUCUCUCUUGAAUUGGCUGUAAAAGAUGGAUUGGGAAGUGAUGAUACCACUUUCAUUAUUUGUCAACAUGAUGUACAAUCGAGACAUGAUAAUCAUCAUAAUACUGCUCCAAUACCUUUGCAAAGCUAUUUCCGUUUGAAACAUGCCCACAGUCAGACUUGGGUUCAUGGUGUGAGUAGUGAUUCUGGUAUUGGUUCAAGUCUUAUGAAGGCAGAUGAUACGCCACUCAAGGGAAAGAAUGAAACAACUCCAUCAACUCCAAGUAGUACAACCACCAACAAACCAACUCUCAAUCUUAGAAAACAAGCUCUCACUCAAAACAAUGCUGCCAAUGCUGGAAUGAUUAAACCAGAAAAGAAGUCCUCUCGUAAGAAAUUCAGACUCUAUGCUACCAAUGUAUUAUAUGAACAGGAUGUAUUCUCCGUUUACAAGGUUCCUCAACAGGAGCUCGAAGACUUACUUCUUGUUCAAAGUAUUUAUCCAUUAAUUGAAAGUUUUAUGAGGAGAGUUCAAUCCAGAUCUAUCAAGAGACCAGACGAUUUCAAAGUGUUACUUCAAACACUCUUGCCUGCCCUUGCACAAUUGGUUUGUUUUUUGACUGACUCUGAUGAAGAGGAUCCACUCAAGAGAGAAGGUAUUCCAUUCAAGAGCAGACAAAAUAUUCUCAGAGAAAGAGGUGUAAUUGAUUUAGUAAUGAGACUUAUAGAAGAGUUAGUUGAUAAUGUUCCAGAUAUUGUUUCACUUUCAGUUUUUGGAGAAAGUCCUGCUAAAUUGGGAGAUGAAAAUACAUGGACAGAGUCAGAUCUGGCAUCUUAUCACUACUUGCUCCGUAACUUGUACAGAGUGAUCAAACAAUCUGUCAAAUUGAACAGUGACAAUGGAUUGUACAUGUCAAAAUAUAUUACCGAAAUUCAGCAACAUAUCAAAAUGGAUGUUGGAGCCAGUGUUGCCCUAAUUGAAAUUUUAACAAAUAACUAUGGACUAUUGAACAGAAUGCCAAAAGAGCAAAUAAGAUACUUUGUAAGAUUGUUGGUAGAUGAGGAAAGUGGCGGAUUUGAUGAAAAUUUAACAUCUCCACGGAAACUUAUGGUUACCCCAAGAGGUUUUUCCUCUUCUCCAGCAAAGAAAAUGACACCAAAGAAAGAAGAAUCAUCAGAAGAAACAGCCACUGAGUAUUUGAGUGCUAAAAAUUCAAUCUAUCUUUCCUUCCUUAGUGCAUUGUGUGCUUGUGGUAAUAGACCAAUCAAGAAGAACCAAAGCUACAUUACCGAGUUGCUUUUCGAAGACGAAAAGGUUACAAACUCUCUCAUGUUCCCUUACUUUGUAGAUAAUGAUCCAAAGAACAAACUUUGCAUCAAGGUUAAUGGAACUGAAUAUGGUUUGUUGGAAUUUGUGUCAAAGGCAAUGUCUCAGGCACUUUCUGCGAAUACUGCAAACUUUGAUGGACAGGAUGAUUUUUUAAUUUUGCUCAACUUUUUCCAAAAACAAAUUGAACUCUUGUCUCUCUUGUGUUUAGGAAGAAAUAAGGAAGCUAUCCAAUACAUUCAGAAUAAGUUCAGCUAUGAGCUUAUUUUGGCAUGCAUCAAGGAGAAGAAUUUACCAUUUGAAAUUAGAUCCAGCUUUUGUACACUUCUUUUGAAUUGUUUCUUGGAUGUUGAUCCUUAUGAAGCCAAUCCAACAAUUUCCUUCACAAGAAAGUGGACAGAAAUUGAAAAGAUGAAAAAGACUCAAGACGACAAAAAGAUCAAAGAGCUUCGUACCUUCUUGACAGACUUUUACAAGGAAAACUAUCAAUUAGAUUGUGGUAAUGAUAUUACAAGUGUUCAAAAGAAUUUAUUCAUUUAUAACCUUGUUUUCAUGACCAAAAAGAUGUUUGAAUUGGGCAUGUUUGAUUUGUCAAAUAUUUAUCCAACCCACAGAGUUGUCGUUGAAUUGCUAAAGCUUUUGGAUUGUACAAAUGACAAGCUUAAUGGAAAACCAGCACUUGAUGCAAUUUAUGAGGAGAAUGAGCAAACUAUGAUUACUACAAGAAUCAAGCAAGAAGUUUGUGAAAUUUUCGAUAUUAUCAAAUCUCAACAACUGAACGUUAGAGUGGACUUUUUCUUGAUUAAUUUCAAGUACAGUUUCACUGUUAGUGACAAAUCAGAAGACAAGCGUCAAGAUUUUGUUAAAAAUUCACUUUUCAAAGAUUCCAUAUUUAACGAAUCUGCAUCCGUUCAAAACCUUACAAAAAUUCUUAUUGAUUUGACCAAGUGUAAAAAUGCUUCAUUGGCCGUAAAGGCACUUAACUUAUUGAUUCGUAUUCAUAGAGAGAAGGAAGAGCUUAAAGACUUGUUGCCACGAAUCGAAUUAUUAGUUUCCAGUGCCGUCAUGAAAAGUUAUGAUAACAUUCUCGAAAUUUUGAAAGAUCUUAAAAAUUUUAUCAAUGCUGCUAACUCUUCAUCAGGAACAUCAUUGGAGCAAUACUCAAAGAGUAUUCAACAAAGUUUCAAACGAGUUGAAGACGAUUAUGAAAAGAAUGGCUCAAGAACCCAGAGAAUCCUAAGAAACUUGAGUGCUCACGAAUUGGCUAUUGAAACUCUUACCAUGUCAUUCGAUGAUAAUAGAUCCCAACAAAGAAUUCACAAGGCAUGUGUUCGCUUCCUUUCAGAUUUUGUGAGAAAGAAUGCAGAAAACCAAACUAUCCUCUUCCCUUAUCUUGAAUUCUUCAUGUCAAAGAUUGGUCAAGAUUUGGGCAUGUCAACACUCAUCUGUGAAGUUGUUAGAAAUAACAGAGGCUUGUGUAGUAUGUUGGAAGAAAGACACAUUAGAUACCUUAUCGAUCUUAUUGCAGAACAUGGUUUAAAGGCUCGCUAUCUCAACUUUUUGAAGAUUAUUCUCAUGGGUACUGAUGGAAAUCCAAUCAAGAGAAACCAAACACUGGUCACUCAAAAUUUACUGGAUCGUAAGAAGGAUGUUAUUGUUCUUUUUAACGAUGAAGAAGGAAUCAAGGAAAGAGAUAGAAGAAUCAAGAAUAAGGAACACGAAACACAACCUGAUGGUAUCCUUUGUUACCAUAUUGAGCUUUUAAGUUUGUUGGCAGAGUGUGGUGAUGGAAGAAAUCAUGUUGCUGAAGUUAAACUUCAAUCCUUAUUAUCUAUUGAAGAUAUUUUGAAACAAUUGCUGAGUCCUAAUACAAUCCCAGAGUUGAGAAAUCCACUCCUCCGUUUUUUGGAUGAAGUUUACAUCAACGCAGAUAAGGUUCAAGAUGAAAAGCAAAUGUCUAGUAGCUCUCCAAUAUUCCGUUUAUUGGCCAAGAUGGCAAGAGAGCUCGAUAUGUUUGUUAAUAGUGGUGGUAAUUCCAACAAUAGAAGAAGUACCGAAAUUAUUCUAACUGAUCCACUUGAUGCCAGAUCUGUAGCCACUCCAAUAGGGGUUGGUGUGCAUCCAAGAAAUACCAGUUCUCAAGAUUCUAACCCAUUAGAGUUGGCCAAAACUUCUUUCGUAUUGAGAUUGAAGAAGCCAUUGGAGGGUCAAGGGGAUGAUUCAUUAAUGGGACACGAUCCAGAGGAAAAGCUUUAUGUAGAAAUCAAGUACAUCUUCCAACUUAUGAUUCCAUUCAUUCACCAUUACUUCCACUUGAAGUUCCCUCCUAACGAUUUUACUGGAGAACCUCAACAAUUAGAAGUAAUCAAGGCUGUUAUUGAAAAUCUGUUCAAUCUCUAUCAAACAGUUGCAGAAGCUGCACACAAGGAGGCUGUUAUAAAAUGCUUGCAAGCCAUGUGUAAAGUUAGCAAGAGUGGAAAUCAAUCCAAAUCAAUGCCACAAGAAUUUACUCAAGAAAUAUUCAAAUUCUUGAAGGAAGCUUCUUCCACCAAAGCAACUCAAUUCAAGCAACACAUGCAAAAACAACAAAACAAGCAAUUAGUUCUUGCUCAAAAGAAAGAGGAUGAAGACGAAAAGUACAUGAAACAAUACAAGGUCUAUGUGAGUGGAUUUACUACAAUCCUAACCCAAGAAUCUAACUUUGCCAAUUUGGGUAUUCUGCUCUAUGAACAAUAUAGAGGCUAUCUUGAUAUGAUUGUAAAUGUUAUUAGAAGAAUAUCAGAAUUAGCUCCUUCAAGUAAAGACGGAGAAAUUAUUGGAAAGGCAGGCAGUAUUAGUAAUUUAGCCCUCUAUUCCAUUGAAAUGUUAAAGCAAAUUAUGAAUACUCAACAAGAUGAAUCUGUUUUGGAAAAGUUGAAUGCUGAGCAGAGACAAAGAAAAUUAAACAAGUUCCACCAUGACUUGGCAAAGGCCAAAAUACCAGAACUGGUUUUGGAAAUGGUUUGCAGUGAAGAUCACAAAAUUAUGAAGUCUUCCAUUGAGCUUGGUGUUUCCAUGCUCUUUGAAGGUAACAAUAUUGUUCAGGGCUAUAUUUACUCCCUCUUCAAGAAGGGAAGCACGGAAAGAUUCUUCUUGUCCAUUCGUGACAGAAUCAGAUUAUCUAUUGAUGAAAUUAAGGAAAGAAAAGCCUACUACAAGAGACAACAGGAAAAGAAGCAAGAUUUCAAACAGUACAGAGCCAAAAAGUUGAGAAGAGGAGACAAUCCUGGAACUGUUCCUGCUACCCCAACUGCUCAAUCAUCUAGUAGUAAUCAAACAGAUGAUAAUGAAAAAGAAAAUGAAGAAACAUUCCAAGAAGAGUUUGAAGAAAAGGGACAUAUUGAAGAAAUUCUACGUUUCCUCCAAUUGAUGACAGAAGGUCACAACAAUGACUUGCAGCACUAUUUGGCAGAACAAAAGUACAAUACUCAAAGUUUCAAUAUUGUUGAAGAGUGCCUGAAUUUUAUUGUAGCUCUAGAAAAAGACAUUACAGCUGAUAAUAUUGAAACAGCUAUCCAAUGUUUUGAUUCACUCACUGAAUUUGUACAAGGCCCCUGCCUAACCACUCAACAAGUUAUUGGCAUGUCUCCAAAAUUCUACUUUGUUUGUAAUGAAAUUAUGUCAAAGGACUAUAAGGGUGUUUUCAAGUUGGACAAGUGCUUGGAAUUGAAGGGAGCCAUGUUUAUUUGUUUGACUUCUUUGUUGGAAGGAAGCAACAAUCACAAGAUUGCAAUGAUCAUGAGAGACAGUUUGAAUUUCCCAGACAUUAUGGAAUUUUUAAAGAAGUGUUGCGUUAUUUCUUUCACACCAACCCAAUUCAUUGAUGAAAGUAGAGGUAAAGGCUUGCCCAAGAUUGACCUGAAUAUUGGUGCAAAGGAAGAAAUGACUUCAAGAAUACAGGCUGAAGUUACCCAAGAUGGAUUCAGAGACAGCUUUAGAGAUAAACAGCUCACCAAAGAAAAGCAAAAGAGAAUUUGUGAGGCUACCGAACAAUACGAAGAGAUUGCUUUCCAAAUUUACUUCCUAUUGAAUACCCUAUCUGAUGGUGAGAAUAUAUUUGUUAAUGACAGCCAAAGUAGCUCAAAGAGUACAUUCUCUGAAAAUAGUAACAAGAAAAUUUCACACUUGUUGGAAGUUCCAGAAUAUUCCAGAUACCUGGUACCAGUUGAAAAAGAAACAGGAAGAAUGGAAAUUGUUAGAAAUAAUACUAUAGAAAAUGUUUACUACCGAAUUCCAAAUGAAAGUAGCUUCCUCUCAGAAAAAUCCCGUAAGAAUUUCCUCACCUCUGUCAACUCUGAGGAGUACACAGCACAAGAAAAGAUUCGUAACUUUUUCGAUCAAACUGAUACCUUCUAUACAGAAAUUGUUCACUACAAACAAUUUGAAUCUGAUAGAAAUCAAAAGGUUUUAAGUAGUAAUUUCAUAGUUUCCUUCUUGUGGAGGUUUUUGAGAGAGGACAAUUGGAGUAAGAUCAAGCUUUUGAGUUUCUUACUUUCUCUCAUUAUUAACUGUUUCGUAUUGUUUGGUUUUAAGAAAAUGUAUGCCGUCACUCCUGGAGAUAUUCCACUUCCUGGUUAUUCCGAUCCAGAUGAUUCCACUACUGGUAGUUUCCAAUAUCAAGGUGAUUGGAAAACAGAUUGGCUAGAUUACGUUCAGACAGUUCUCGGUGUCAUUCAAUUAGUAACUACGUCCUUGCUUUUUGGUACCUAUUUAUACUUCUUUGCAACUUUGGAAGUUAAGAAGAAAUUCAAGUUGAAAAUGGGAGAGAAGUGGGAAGAUUUACCAAGAGAUAGACAAUUCUAUAAGAAUUACCUCAAAUAUCUAGCCAAAGACUUUUACGUUUCCUUCCUUGUGGUCUAUUGGGUAGUUUCAGUAUUGGGUCUGACAGUUAAUCCUAUUGUCUAUGCCAUUCACUUGUUUGAAGUUGUAGUUCGUUUUGAUACACUGUAUGAUAUUGUGCUCAGUAUUCAAACAACAGCAGAACGUUUCGUUUUAACAAGCAUGCUCAUGAUUGUGGCAAUUUGGUUCUUCUCCCUCAUGAUAUUCGCCUUUGUACCAGAAACAUUCUAUCUCAAGAGUGAUAACUCUGAUAAGCAAUUCUUAUGUGAUUCAGCAGCUGACUGUAUGCUAAAUACGUUGAAUUAUGGUUUGAGAACAGGUGGUUUCUUCGAAGAUCAGUUCACACCAAGUUGGGGAAUCUGGACAAGAGAAAUUAUCAACAUGCUCUUCAUCUUGGUUGUUAUUGUCGUAUUGUUUGAAGUAGUUUUCGGUAUUAUUUUGGAAUCAUUUGCCGAGUUGAGAGAAAAUCGUGAAAAGACUGAAGAUCGUCUCAAGAAUAAGUGUUUCAUUUGCGAUAUUGAGAGGGCUAGAUUUGACCAAAAGGCCAACGAAGGUAUUACUUUUAACAAUCACGUCAGAAAGGAACACAACAUGUGGAACUAUCUCUUCUUCCUCAUUCACUUGAAUAGAAAACCAAAGACAGAAUAUACAGGUUCUGAACAAUAUGUGAGUAAUUGUGUUCAUGAGCAAGAUGUUUCCUUCUUCCCUAUUCUUCGUUCCAUUACUUUGGAAAAUGUAGAAUAUAGAGCUAGAUUGAGAGAGGAAUCUUCCAAUUCCACUCAACAAGGAGGCUCUCAAAAACAAAGUCAAUCAGCCAAGUAAAAUAGUUUUCAAAUGUUUAUUGUUGUGGAUUUGAAAUUAGUGUACUUGUAAACAUUUCAACAUUAAUGGAGUAUAAUAAAUGUGAUCAACUUCCUCUACAAUUCCCAAUAAAUUAACAUUGUUGG